This is a messenger RNA of Pseudonaja textilis, 4794 nucleotides long. Lineage: Eukaryota; Metazoa; Chordata; Lepidosauria; Squamata; Elapidae. The record is from RefSeq and is a predicted model, not a curated record.
CUCCUGGGCGUGGCUUCAGGGUCUGCGUGGUCUUGGCGGCGGAGGUGGUGGAGGUACUGGGAGUCCUUAGACUUCGGCUGCCGAGAGGUUAGGCCUUGAGAACCCCUCCCAACCCCCAAGUCCUCUUACCCUUGCUUUCCUCCUCUUGAGGCCAUGCCACUGACCCGCAGCCUGUCCGUGACCUCCCUCUCUGGGUUGGAGGACUGGGAAGAUGAACUUGACCUUGAUAAUGCCAUUCUUUUUGAAGUGGCUUGGGAGGUAGCCAAUAAAGUUGGUGGGAUCUUCACUGUUAUCCAGACAAAAGCCAAGAUUACAUUGGAUGAAUGGGGCGAGAAUUACUUCCUGAUUGGACCUUACCUGGAAUUGAAUGUGCGCACACAGGUGGAGCUGAUAGAACCUCCCAACCCUGCCAUUCGCCGAACCAUUGACUCCAUGAAUUCAAAAGGAUGUAAAGUUUACUUUGGCCGCUGGCUGAUUGAGGGGGGUCCAUAUGUAAUCCUCAUCGAUAUUGGGGCAACCGCUUGGAGCUUGGAUCGCUGGAAAACUGAAUUGUGGGAAAGCUGCUCCAUUGGGAUUCCCUGGUAUGACCGAGAGGCCAAUGAUGCCGUCCUCUUUGGUUUCCUCACAGCCUGGUUCCUAGGGGAGUUUUCUGCACAAUGUGAAGAAAAGCCAUUCAUCAUUGGUCAUUUCCAUGAGUGGCUGUCUGGUGUUGGCCUCUUCCUCUGUCGGAUCCGGAAACUUCCAAUAGCUACCAUCUUCACCACCCAUGCUACCCUGCUUGGUCGCUACCUGUGUGCAGGCAGUGUGGACUUCUACAACAAUCUGCAGACUUUUAAUGUGGAUAAGGAGGCUGGAGACCGCCAAAUUUACCAUCGUUAUUGUAUGGAGAGAGCUGCUGUCCACUGCACACAUGUUUUUAGCACAGUUUCUCAAAUCACAGCAGUAGAAGCUGAACAUCUGUUGAAACGGAAACCUGAUAUUGUGACUCCCAAUGGUUUGAACGUCAAGAAGUUCUCUGCUAUGCACGAAUUCCAAAACCUCCAUGCCCAGAGCAAAGCUCGUAUCCAGGAGUUUGUCCGAGGCCAUUUCUAUGGGCACCUGGACUUCAACCUUGACAAAACUAUUUUCUUCUUCAUUGCUGGACGCUAUGAAUACUCCAACAAAGGAGCUGACAUUUUCUUGGAAGCCCUAGCCAGGCUCAACUACCUACUAAGGGUGAAUGGAAGCCAGAUUACAGUGGUAGCAUUUUUUAUCAUGCCAGCUAGGACAAAUAAUUUCAACGUGGAGACACUAAAAGGCCAAGCUGUCCGCAAGCAGCUCUGGGACACAGCCAAUGCAGUGAAGGAGAAGUUUGGCAAAAAGCUGUACGAAUCCCUCCUCGUGGGCAACCUUCCUGACAUGAACAAAAUGUUGGACAAAGAAGAUUUCACAAUGAUGAAGAGAGCCAUCUUUGCCACUCAGCGGCAUUCUUUCCCCCCAAUCUGCACUCACAACAUGCUGGACGAUUCUACUGACCCUAUUCUCAACACCAUCAGGCGCAUUGGUCUCUUCAAUAGCAGUGCCGACCGCGUCAAGGUCAUCUUCCAUCCAGAAUUUCUGUCUUCCACAAGCCCAUUGCUUCCUGUUGAUUAUGAAGAAUUUGUUAGAGGCUGCCAUUUGGGGGUGUUCCCUUCCUAUUAUGAACCAUGGGGCUACACACCAGCUGAAUGUACCGUGAUGGGGAUACCCAGCAUUUCCACCAACCUCUCUGGCUUUGGCUGCUUCAUGGAGGAACACAUAGCAGAUCCAUCUGCCUAUGGGAUCUACAUCUUAGAUAGGCGUUUCCGGGGCUUGGACGAAUCGUGCACGCAGUUGACUUCUUUCCUCUACAGCUUCUGCCAGCAGUCGCGGCGGCAGCGCAUUAUCCAGAGAAACCGUACAGAGAGGCUUUCCGAUCUCCUGGAUUGGAAAUAUCUAGGAAGGUAUUACAUGUAUGCCCGGCACAUGGCUCUCGCAAAGGCCUUCCCUGAUAACUUCACCUAUGAGCCACACGAAACAACUGCGGCUCAGGGCUUCCGCUACCCACGCCCAGCCUCCGUCCCACCCUCUCCUUCCAUCUCCCGCCACUCCAGCCCCCAUCACAGCGAGACUGAAGAGGAUGAUGAACGGUACGACGAGGAAGAAGAGGCAGAAAAGGACAGGCAGAACAUCAAAUCCCCAGCCAUGAUGGGUACAGUCCCCGAGUGGCGAAAGCACUCCAAGAAGGGGUCUAGUGAGGCCAGCACUUCCUCUAAUGCUAGUACCCCCACCCUCCCCAGCAGCCCUAGUGACCUCAGCAGCCCCACCAAUUCUCUGAUCGAAGAAAAAAAUUAGGUAGGUAGGAUGGUUGUGCUGACUCGCCUGCCUGCUCUUUUCCCACGCCUCCCCCUAUCCUUCAAGAGCUUGUUAACUCGUGCUGCAUUCUGAAAUAAGCCUAGAGUGUAAGUUCUAGGGUGUUCCAGACAGAAGCUUUGGGGGCUCACGCUUGACAUAGUUCGGUUAAAGGACAGCAAGACAGUCUUCUCUGGAUCACAGAAUGCCAAGGGUGGAGGAUCUCUUCCUCUGGAAGGAGUCAGGAAGUGACCCAUUGGCUCUUUUUGCAGAACACAAGAUAACAUCCUUGUGUUGAGCAAGAGUAAGAACGUAAGGUCAUGCAUUUCCUCCUCCCAAACACCCUCCAUAUGUUGCUGAUGUUUUGGAAGGCCUUCUCAAGGCCUUGCUGAAUUUUUUUUAAAAAAAUAGUAAUAAUGGGAGAAAAGGGAAAAUGGGAGGCCUUCAUGGGAAGGACACAGGAAAGGUAUUGUAUUACCUCCCCUGCCCUGCCAACAAAGGUUUCAUUGAACCACAAACAGAGCAGGCCUUUUAAAGGCUGCUCAUAAAAUGAGUGCAUCUAAUAAUAAUAUUUUGUUGGGUAACCCUAGACGGUUGGCAUGGAGGCCCGGUGAAGAUGUAUGCUCAGCAGGAUUUCAGAAUGAUCUGGAGGACUAUGAAAGACAGAUUGUUGCUCAGAGUUGGAAACUUCUUUAAAAGCCAUGACUCUGCUCUUUUUUAGGCAGAGAGAAAAAGAAAAAGAGGACGUUUCAUAAUAUGUCCAGACAAUCUUAAUUCAUACUUUGGGAUUGUUUGCCAGUUAGCUGCUCUGUCUCUUUCUGUAAAGGAAUUUGCGAAGCCAUUUAGAGCAACGAUUCUAACAAAAGGUUUUCUGAAAAGGGCAGCUAGAGAAAGAAUUGAAAAAGUCCCCAUGGGAGAGGAUAUAAAUCCAGCUGGGAGAAAGAAGUAGUUUUCCUGCUUUAUGAUGUCCACCCUCCUGUUCUCCAGAUGUGUUGGGGUUCAACUCCCAUCAUCCUCAACCCACAUGGGCAGGGAUCAGGGGAGGAUAUUCUAAAGCAGGGAUCCCCAAACUUGGCAACUUUGAACUUGUGGACUUCCAACUCCCAGAAUUCCUCAUCCAGCCAUGCAUUUAUAUGACCUUCCAAGAUACAAGAGGGCUUAGGAGCACCUUGACACAUGAAUUGCACUCCUACUUCCUCUGCCACAUAAAUUACAACUAGCAACGCUAAUUCCUUUUCAACAGAUUCUUUAAAAAUAGUGGGUUUUAGGGCUGCUUGUGGAAGUUUUUUUUAAAAAGGAAAGUCUUCAUCCCCAUGGGCACUCAAGAGCACCCUAGAACAAUUCCCAGGGUAGUGAUAUUCAUUCUGCAUAGACCAUAAUGAAUUUCAGAAGACCGUAGGGUCAAGGCCAGCAGAAUGGACUGCAUGCUUAAAACCUCUGAAACAGGCUAGAGGAGAGUCUUCCAAAAUAAUGCAUUUUGCUUAAGGAUAGUAAUAAAUAGAGCUACCUUUCCAAGCUGGAUGCCACAGAUGUACGAGUCAACUUCAUCCUAGCUAGGUUUCAUGGGAAUUGGAGUCUAGCAUAUACUGAGGAUAAGCUAGCCCAAGGGUCUUCAAACUUGGAAAGUUUAAGACUUGUGAACUCCCAGAAUUCCUGAGCUAACAUGACUGGAGGAGGAAUUCUGGGAGUUGAAGUCCACAAGUCUUAAAGCUGUCAAGUUUGAAGACCACUGAGCUAGCCUAAAACCCAUCAUUCUCCGGCAUCCAUCUUAAUGAAAGAGAGAAAGAGUUCUAGAGUCCAUUCACGUUGCCCAUCAUGUUAAACUCCCUUGCGGUUUCUGUUAGAAUGCUUGGCUAUCAACACUCUUAGACUGAUUUGUUAGUUGCCUCUGAGAAUCAGACAGAGCUGUUGAAGUGUCCCCAUCCUAUACUGUAAUGUUUGUGAUGAGGGUUUUGCUGACGACGCAGUACAGAACAGUGUGACCCUGCAUCAGGGAUGAUGUAGCUAUGACCAAAGCAGGUAUUAUAGUGCAGACAGGCAACAAAGAAAUGUUCCUGGAGGCUGGGAGGCUUAAUUAGCUGUUAUGUGGAUAAUACCCACCCUAGCAUGAGAGGCAACUACCUCAAAAGGCAGAACAGAUGCCAACACCCUCAAGAACCCUUUCUAUUCUGCUUCUCCUGCCAAUUUUAUUUUUCAAUACGGAAAACCAUUUAAAAAAUAGUAAUCUUGUGAAUUUCCUUUCUCACAAUUCUGUGAUGCAAUCAUGCAUGAAGAACCUGGUAUUUUUGGAUGCAGCCCUGCAAAUUCCUGGCCUGCUUGGCUCUAAACUUGGGGAGACAGUUUUAACAGAGCAGGACAUCGGUUUGGGCCUUAAACCCCUUUUCUCUUUUCUCCAACUUUCCCCAUCUAGAUUUUUAUUUAUAGAUGUCAAAAAAAAAAAAAAAA